GAGCCGCCAUAUUGUGUGGUUCACAGAUUCUGGUCGUUGGUGAGUCGCCAUAUUGUGUGGGUCACAGAUCUUUGGUCGCUGGUGAGUCGCCAUAUUGUGUGGGUCACAGAUCUUUGGUCGCUGGUGAGUCGCCAUAUUGUGUGGGUCACAGAUCUGGCCGCUGGUGAGUGCCGCUGUUGAGACGAUGAGGUCGGCGAAGGGAGUGAAUUCUGCGCUCGCAAAUCUUGUCACGAAGAGACUUUAUUCACCCAAAGCUGCGCCUAAGUAUGAGUUUACAGCAGCUGCAGACAAAACACACCUUCCACCUCAGGAACUGCAGGUGUCCAAAUUGCCAAAUGGGUUGGUAAUUGCCUCCCUAGAGAACUACUCACCAACGUCAAAGAUUGGAGUCUUUAUAAAGGCAGGCAGCAGAUAUGAGAGUGCCAAUAACUUGGGCAUCACCCAUGCCCUUCGCCUCGCAGCAAACUUGACCACAAAGGGAGCUUCGUCAUUUAGAAUAACCCGUGGCAUAGAAGCUGUAGGAGGCUGCCUGAGUGUGACAUCUACGAGGGAAAACAUGAUCUAUGCAGUGGAAUGUAUGCGAGACUGUGUUGACACAGUAAUGGAGUAUCUGAUCAAUGUUACUGCUGCCCAGGAGUUCAGGCCGUGGGAACUAUCGGAACUCCCUCCAAAACUGGAACUGGACAGAGCAGUCGCUUUUCAGAAUCCACAAAUAGGUGUUCUGGAGAAUCUGCAUUCAGCUGCUUACCGUAACGCCCUGAGCAACCCCCUUUACUGUCCUAAAUUUAUGAUUGGUCAUCACACAGUGGAUCAGCUGCACGAGUUUGUGCAAAACAAUUUUACAAGUGGAAGGAUGGCUCUCGUAGGGCUGGGUGUGAACCAUACGGUAUUAAAGCAAGUGGGCGAACACUACUUGAACAUGAGGAGUGGUACUGGUGCAGCUAGUGCUGCACCUAAGUUCCGUGGAGGUGAGAUGCGUGAUCAGAAUAAUGACCGUCUGGUUCAUGCGGCUGUGGUAGCUGAGAGUGCAGCCUCUGGUACACCUGAGGCCCGUGUGUUCAGUGUCCUCCAGCAUGUUCUUGCUGCUGGCCCAUAUAUCAAGAGGGGCAGUAAUGUGUCCAGCAAGUUGUAUCAGGCGGUAAUGAAGAAAAAUGCAGAGCUGUUUGAUGUUUCAGCAUUCAGUGCAAGUUACUCUGACUCUGGGCUGUUUGGCAUUUACACCAUCUCACAGGUGGAUUCAGCAAGUGACGUAAUCAAGACUGCAAUAUCUGAAGUCAAGACCAUUGCUCAAGGAAAUGUCACUGAGGCUGAUAUCACACGGGCCAAAAACCAACUAAAAGCCAAGUGCUUGAUGGCGGUUGAACAGUCUGAUGGACUGCUGGAUGAGAUUGGCUCUCAGGUACUGCUAACUGGUGCAUAUGUGCCCAUACCUGAUCUGGUUCAGCAAGUCGACUCUGUGUCCAUCAAUGAUGUGGUGAAUGCUGCAAAGAAGUUUGUGUCUGGUAAGAAGUCCAUGGCAGUCAGCGGCAAUUUGGCCAACACACCUUUCCUUGAUGAAUUGUAAAUUUAUUCUUCCAACCAUCCAACUGUAGAGCUGUAUUGGCACUGUCACUACUAAUAAAAUAUAUAUCAUGGUUCCAGGAAA
Molecule: messenger RNA, 1645 nt
Organism: Carcharodon carcharias (great white shark)
Lineage: Eukaryota; Metazoa; Chordata; Chondrichthyes; Lamniformes; Lamnidae
Gene: uqcrc2b
Product: cytochrome b-c1 complex subunit 2, mitochondrial
Exons: 14
Coding region: 185-1564 (459 amino acids)
Cellular component (GO): mitochondrion
Molecular function (GO): metal ion binding
Source: RefSeq, a predicted model, not a curated record